This is a messenger RNA of Acanthopagrus latus (yellowfin seabream), 1129 nucleotides long. Its product is annotated as interferon gamma 1-like. NCBI's taxonomy places the organism in Eukaryota, Metazoa, Chordata, Actinopteri, Spariformes, Sparidae. The coding region runs from base 359 to 889 and encodes 176 amino acids. Gene Ontology annotation, cellular component: extracellular region. Gene Ontology annotation, molecular function: type II interferon receptor binding. Gene Ontology annotation, biological process: immune response. The record is from RefSeq and is a predicted model, not a curated record. The transcript has 7 exons.
AAGAACGAAGGAAACAAAGAAAGAGGAGUCAGCAAAUUGUGGAGGGAAGAGGAGGAAACAGGAGGAGAGAGGAGAAGGAGAAGGAGAAGGAAGGCAGGGAGGAGGAGGAGGAAGUGACAUCAGCUCUGAGAUUUCUCGGGAAUUUCGGUCGGCCGCUCUCGCUCUCCUCCUCAGCUUCGCCGUGACGGCCGAGCGAGACGUCACCUGCCAACAGGAAGUUCCCCCCGAGCUGAUCCGAGACCUGUGGAACCGCACGCAGCAGCUGAUCAAGAGCCUGCCGAGAGAGAAGACAAUAUCCAGAAGGCUGCUGCCCAGGUUUUGUACCGACUGUUCUGAGCGUACGAUUGGCUGGCUGGAGAUGCAGGAAGUGAUGGACGUGUACCAGAGGAGCGUGUUCAGCAGAGAGGUCGUCAGGAGGCUCCUCCCCCUCCACUACGAAGACCUCCUGUACCGCCUGCAACAGACGCUGCAGCACUGUAGUUUGACGCAGGCGGAGGUCAUCACCAAUCCUCCCUUCAGUUCUGUCAUCAGCAGCCUCAACACCUCCUGCCAGGGAAGAGAAGAGCUCAGGCUGAUGAACGUCACUCUGGACGUCUACAUGCGGAUCUUCUCCAACAUCCUGCACCACCAGCACAAGCCCGGCACCUUGGCUCUGCUGGACCAGGUGUCCGACUCUCAGAGGUCCAAGGUGAAGGAAGAUCUGAAGGAGCUCCGGGGGAAGAUGGAGGCACUGAAGAGACACCUGAACCAUCCGAGCCACGACAGAGAGGACGUCGUCAACAAGCUGAACAAGAUAAAGGUGGACGACCCGCUGGUUCAGAAAAAGGCUCUGGCUCAGUUCAAAGAGGUGUUCCAGGCAGCGUCUGUGGUUGUGGACCGCCGUUGUUGACCUGGCCACGCCCACUCCUCUGCUAAAUGACGUCGACGACGACACACGUGAUGAUGACCCGGAGCUCUCGACUGGAUCACCUGCUGGAAAUUGGAUUCUCUCUCUCAUUAGUUUAAUCUAAUCUAGUUACGUCUUGUGUUUAAUUUAAUGUAUUUUAAUUUAUGAUUAAUUUAACGUAAUUUAUUUCUUUGUUGUCAUUUUUCAUCAAUUGAUUUGAAUAAAAGCAGAAAUCAGCAUCGA